UCAGCCAAUUGUAGACUCCACGGUUUGGAGGUGGGUGGGUAUUGGGAUAGGGCUGGGACAUUCUGUGGCCAGACCUAGCCGCCUGCAGCCAGAACCUCCAGUCAUUCAUGGCCUGCAAUCUGGAGAGAAACCAGGACAAGUGGAUGUUGUGGGAGCAGGGGCGGCCUUCCUUGCAGCUCUGGCUGUGCAGCGAAGCAGCCCAAGGAUACCCUUGCUCGGGUAUGCCCACUGGUCCUGUGCUAAGCUCUCCUGCAAUUUCCUCUUCCAUGAAACGAGGGAUUUGGACCACCAGUCCUUCAGAUCUGAUAUUCCGAGUAGGAUGCAUCCUGACACUAUGUAGCCUCACAGAGAAGGUGUCCGUGGCCUUCCAGGACCUGGCGGUGCGGUUCUCCGAGGAGGAGUGGCAGCUCCUGGGCGAAGGGCAGAGGGCACUCUACCGGGACGUGAUGCGGGAGAACUAUGAGACACUGCGCUCCCUGGGGGGCUGUGCCUCCUUCUUUUCUUUCCCAGGGACAGCUGAGCGGCUCCCCCUCUCUGCCUUCUUGUCUCCUACGGAGCCUGGAGGAACCAUGGAAGGCAGGAGCUAUGCUGGUGAGGGACAGGAACCUCCUAGGGGAGGAGGCCCCCUGGCAGGAGGAGCACCCCCGCACAGCCUUCACCUCACCGCCCUGGUGCAGCUGGUCAAGGAGAUUCCGGAGUUCCUGUUUGGGGAGGUCAGCCCAGAGGGCGAGAGUGGGAGUGGAGCUGUCAGCCUGGACGGGGAACAGAGCAGCCCUGACGUAGCAGCUGUGACCGUGGAGACUUGCCCUCUCGGAGGCUUGCUCAGCUGCCUUCCAGAAACACCUACUGGCUGGCCCAGCAUGGCUGCCACAUCCAGCAGCAGCUCAUCAUCCAGUGGCCUGCCUGGAGCCGGCGGACAGGGAAGCCCCCUCCCCAUCAAAACUGCUGACAAACCAAGAGUUACAGAGAAGGAAUGCCCAGAAGCCCUAGCUGGGGAGCCCAGCCCUCCUACCUCUAGCUCCAGCAGGAAGAAGGAGAAUGGAAAACAGGAGAGAGGGACCCUGGGGACAGGUGGUCUUGCAGGUGCCAUAGGACUCUCUCCUGGGAACAGCCCCCUGGAAGGCCUUAUCAACUGCCUGAAGGAAAUCCUCAUGCCUGGGCCCCAGCACCCUGAGGUGUCUCCAGGCUUGCCACCUCCUGUCCCUGGCCAGGGCACCUCUCAGCUAACCAGAGUGGAUCUGGGGCCUGGGAGCCCACCCUGGGAAGUGAAGACAGAGGCAGUUUCUGGGGCUUGUCCCCUUCAGGGUCUGCUGAACUGUCUGAAGGAGAUCCCGGAGGCUCGGCACAGACGUUCCGGCCCCUCAGGAGUGGGGGACCCACAGCUGCAGGAGGAUCCAGGGGCCUGCCAAAGGAAUCCUGGAGGGCCCCGACCCCUCCAGACCCCUCCUCCUGGCCCUGGUCCUGGAGCUGGCCGUGUGCUGUCUGUGGUGAAGAUGGAAGACAGCUGGACCCAGAGCCCCCUGGCGCCUGCGUCCUGUCAGCUCAGCAAGUGGACCCACAGCCCCUCUGCCACCAGCAGCCAGGGGGGUGACGGAGAGACCAGAGGGGGCCAAGUGCCCAGCUGGGGCCCCGUAGCUCAAGCCAGCAGUGCCUCGAGCUCACCCCUGGAAGCCCUGGAGGCCUGUCUGAAGGGCAUUCCCCUGAGUGGGUCGUUACCUCCCCAGCCGCCGGCAGCCUCUGGAUUCCAGAGCCCUCAGCCAGGAGACCCCGGGUCCCAGAGGCCCCAGCUGCAGUCCUGCAGAUCACACAGUGAAGAGGUGACUGUGGGGCCUCUUCUGGCUCUGAGUCUGCAGGGCUAUGUGAGAGGCAGCCCCGUCCUCCCCUCAGGUCCCCACAGCACCCCUCCCAGCUUCUCCUCAUCCAGCAGCACCGAUGGGGACCUGGAUUUCCAGAGCCCUGGGGGCAGCCAGGCGCGUCCGCCUGGAAAAGGAAGCCCAGUGGGAAGCUCCCCGCUCCAAGGCCUGGAGAACUGUCUCAGAGAGAUACCAGUGCUCAGGCCACAGUCAGCCUUGUCCUGGUCUUCAGCAGGGGACAGGGGGCCACAGAGAACAGAGCCCAAGAACUGGACGGCGGACAAGGAAGGGCUGAGAGGCGAGGCCUGUGAGCCAGCCCACCUGGGACAGGGGCAGAGAGAGGCCCCCACCAGGAGCUUCCGGCUGGCCAGCCCACAGGCACUCACCUCUAGCAGCAUCCCCGUCCCUGUGUGCUACCAGCGAGGGCUCAAAGACCCCGGGGUCCCCAGGCCGGGGCCAUGGAGGUGGCUCCAAGAUGGGGCAGCCAUGAAGCCCUCCCCACUCCACUGUCUGGAGAACUCUCUGAAGGGGAUCUUGCCUGGGAGGCCCCUGCGCUUUGCCUGCUUGGCAGGUCCCAGCCCCAGCCCCAGCCCCGGCUCCAGCUCUAGCUUCAGCAGCUCAGAAGGAGACGAGCUCUGGCAGCUGUUCCCACAGGAGAGGGACCGCCUUCCCGGCUACAAGGGUCCUGGCCCUCUGUCCCCAUGCCCUGGCGGCGCCCCCACUGGCAGCAACCCUGGUGAAGGCCCAGGGAGAGCAGAGCCCGGGGACCACUGCGGCCUCAAUGCAGCAGGAAGAGCAGAAGAAAAAACAGGAGGCAGGUCCCAGUUGCCCUGGAGAAACGUGUACCCGGAAACCCCGGGCCGGCCUGGCCCUCUGGGCAGUGCUGGAGGAGGGGCAGCUGUGAACCCCUGCCCUGCCCCUCAGUCGGAGAAAAGGCCUGGGCCGGGCCCCAGCAAGCUUCUCGGAUCUGCCCACGGUCCCCUGUCCUGGAAGCCCAGGGUCAGUGAAGAAUCCAGGGGUCUGGGGCCUGGAAAUGGAAGACCAGGUGUUGCAGCAAGGACGCACGGGAAGCCGCCUCCCAGAGGCCUGCCUGAGCCGCCCCCUGUGGCUGCCAUCCCUCCGGCUUUGCCUCAGGCGCCCCCGCAGUCCUGCCCCUGCGGAAGUGGUCUGCAGCCAGAGCUCCGCAGCCUUGGCGCCGCCCUCUCAGAGAAGCUGGAUCGGCUCGCCACGGCCCUGGCAGGCCUGUCUCAGGAAGUAGCCACCAUGAGGACCCAGGUGGAUCGGCUUGGGAAGCGCCCCCGCGGCCCUGGGUCCAAGUGCCAGGCUUCCUGGCCAUGGGCCCCCUCCCGGGGACCUCGCUGGUCUAACGGCCCUGCUCACAGACACCUGCCCUAUUGGAGGCAGAAGGGCCCCACCAGGCCGAAACCAAAGAUCCUGCGUGGUCAGGCGGACGGCUGCAGGGCCGGUGACGCCUCGGGCCUCUCCAGAAGGUUCCGCCCGGUAUCUCAGCUGCCGCCAGAUGCCCCCAUGGCAGAACCUUCUGGGCCCAGCUCCAGCCCUUCCCAGCAGCCUCUCUCCUCAGCACGCAGCUGCCGUGCUGGGGUGCCUGUGCCUGCCUCCCUUGGACACACGGGGGGUCACCAGAGUCCGCCCCUCCUUUCAGUGCCUACCGCCUUACCCCCACAGAUGGCUUCUCUCACAACCAGGGGAGAUGCAGAGCCACGGUUUGCAGCAGUGGUGCCACCUGGGACCCUCAGCUGGCCCAAGGAUGCAAGCAGCCUGAUGGCAGGGGUCCAGAGAGCCUGCGAGGAGGAACUGUGGGUCCCGAGGCAGGGGACCCCUAGCCACCUUCUUCAGCAGCUUGGUCCUGCUGAUGAUGUCCCGACCCUGCCCCCUUCUCCUAGGGGCUGUCCCACCCCCUCAACCUGCUCCAGCCGAACCUUCCCCGCUUCCGGGCCGUGAGGGGGCUGGGUGUCCUGCCACUGGCCUGACCAGCCCUGACCCCAGGACGCUGUUUGCUCAGGGAGGCCACUCUUUGGUGUGCAUCUCAGCCACACCUCUGGCCUUCUUGGCUCAGGUUCAUUCAGAUGCUGCUUCCCCAGCUUGUCCUUCCCACUGGGACAGCCCUGGCUUGCAGGUGGCUGGGGUGCCCGCGCGUAUAUGCAUGCCACGUUUUCCUGGUUGCUCCAGCGGCUGCCCUGCCUCCUCGCACCUGCCCUUCCUGGUCUCAGCACUAAGGAGGGCUCAGCUUUCCCUUUCCUGGUCAAGAGGGGCUGUGGGUGUUCUUUGGAGAGAAACCUGCCCCUUGGUUGAUGCUGGAUUUGCCUGCAGAGUCUAAGUGGAGAAGUAGGGGUACCAAGGGAAAGGCCCUCAGCUUCUUGGAAGGGGCCCCGGUGCAGCUGGACCAGGGCCGCCGUCGGUUCUGUGACCAGGAUGAGCACCUAGUGGGCUCAUCUGCCUGCCUCUGUGCACCCUCGAGGGAAUUCAGUCUCUGGAAAGGUGGGAAGGUCAGCUGUGGAACGGAAUUCCCAGAUGGGCCCUUGGGUGAGCAGUGCGCGUUCUGGGGCCCACGGACCACAGCACAGGUAGUCAUUCAUGGCCUGGAGGCCACAGUCUGAGGUCAGGGUGGCGGCAGGGCAGGUGCCUGCUGAAGCAGUGAGGGAGAGUCUGCCCCAGGGCUCCCUCCCGCUGUCACUGGUCCACUUGUCCACCCCCGUACGCACGACUCGGGAUACUGCCUCUGUAGGGACCUUGUCGGACUCAGCUCGUGCUGACGCCCUCACUGUGACUUGACCUUCCUGCUGUUAGGUGCUGGGACUUAGGACUUCAACAUGAAUUUUGGGGGCACAGUUCAAACCCUAACAUGUGUAAGAGACUGGGUUAUGCCUUCUUGAGUUCAUCUUGGGAGAAGUGAGCAUGGCUAAGGCGUCUCUAGGCCAGUAGGACCUGCCUCAUGUCCUUCCCCAGGGUCAGCUUGUUCCCCCCCAGGCUCACAUUCCCACUUCCAUCCUUAUUAAAUGUGAAGAAUCCUCGGGAACUGUCUGUGUCCAGGUUGCUGAGGCAGGGCCACCCUGCUGGGCUGAUGUGGUCAGCUCUGCUGUCAGGGAACACAGAUGCCACUGCAGAGGCGCAGGCCGGCUCCAGGCCCUACAGGGGCUGUAGCCCCAUGGCACAAGCAAGGUCCUGUGGCUGCUGUGCCUGGUCAGGGGACUGGGGACGCACACAGGGCCAGGCCCAUGCUCCUGGUCGCCCCUCUGGAAGCAGCACCUGCUGAGGUGGGA
Nyctereutes procyonoides (raccoon dog) is the source of this 5134-nucleotide messenger RNA. It is a transcript of the gene KRABD3, whose product is annotated as KRAB-A domain containing 1. The coding region runs from base 108 to 3815 and encodes 1235 amino acids. Lineage: Eukaryota; Metazoa; Chordata; Mammalia; Carnivora; Canidae. Gene Ontology annotation, biological process: regulation of DNA-templated transcription. The record is from RefSeq and is a predicted model, not a curated record. The transcript is spliced from 18 exons.